AUGUGCAUGGGAGCUACUUGCGGAACUUGCUCAAAGAAGACCUGGCGCGGAUGCGGCAGUCACAUCUCGUCCGCCAUGGCUGGGGUUCCCGAGUCGGAGUGGUGCACAUGUGAGCCCAAGGUCGAGUUCGAAGGCACCAUGUACCCGCCCGCCGCCAAGAUGUCGAUUCCUGGAGCGAGCUGGUUUUGA
This is a messenger RNA of Pyricularia pennisetigena, 189 nucleotides long. RefSeq lists its product as uncharacterized. Lineage: Eukaryota; Fungi; Ascomycota; Sordariomycetes; Magnaporthales; Pyriculariaceae. The transcript has 2 exons. Bases 1 to 189 code for a protein of 62 amino acids. The record is from RefSeq and is a predicted model, not a curated record.